Camellia sinensis is the source of this 2029-nucleotide messenger RNA. The record is from RefSeq and is a predicted model, not a curated record. Lineage: Eukaryota; Viridiplantae; Streptophyta; Magnoliopsida; Ericales; Theaceae.
AGCAAUUAGGUUUAACAUAUUACAGACAGAGAUCAGAUCACACUCAGUUCCUCUCUCCGCUUCCUCCUUCUUAUCCUACUCCGAUUUUCAUCGUCUUUUUUGUUUCUUUUUUUUCGCAGCCACCAUUCGCAGCCGUUCGACGAGUCCGACACCUGAUUCAGGUGUAUGAUUGGAAAGUACAAUGGGGUUGUCAUCUGUUGCAACUGUCAAUGAAAUGAUAAAGUUUAGCAUAUUUGAUUUGAGAAGAGGACAACAUGAAGGGCAGGAGCUGGACAAGAUUUUGUUUUUCUUUCCUCCUGCUGAUUUGCCCUUUGCAACACAACUUUCUGUGAUUGGACUCAGUGAAGGACUUAUCACUUUUACAAGAAUUUUCUCUCCAGAGGCUGCUUGUGAGGUCAUAGAAGCAGAGGGGCAUUCUCAUGUUUUUUACGAGCCAGAGCCAGAUAUCUGGAUGGUGAUGAUAGUGGAGAAAAGUAAGGAGUCAGAAGCCAUAUGGCGGGUUGAUGCAUUGCGUAGGGUUCUUAAGGAAGUACACUCCCUGUUCGUGAUGUUUCAUGGAGCUAUAAGAGCGUUGCUUGAUAAAGAGCCUGGUGGCGGUCUUAUCCGUUCUCAUUUGUAUUCUUUCAUCAUGGAUUAUUUAGGUGAUUUUCUUAUUGGGAAGAAACUUCAGUUACCUAAUUUUCGUGACUCUUUAAAGGAACGUGGAACUGUACAGAUGUUGACUGUUGGACGUGAAGCUGCAAUUGAAGUUCAGUCACUGGUCAGAGUAUUGGAAUCAUGUGCUGGGAAUACACCGUGCUACUCACUGAUCUUGUUUCAGGACCUGCUAGUGUCCACAACUCUUUACCCAGAGGACACUAUAAACGUAUUUACAUAUGCUGUCCUAAGGUUGACGCCACGUGCUCUAUCCUCUGGGGUGAGUUCUUGGUCCUAUUUACGCAAAGGAAGUGUCUCAUCUCAUGCCGCCCCUGGGUCUAUCUCAGCAAACACUGGUGCAGUUUUGGAGCAAUUUUAUCAUUCACCUGAUACCUCCUCUGGUGGAGAUCGCAGUUAUCGUGUUGCAAGGCCCUUGCAGCAUGACAAGUGGACCAAAGGGAAUGAUGGUUUUCUUGUCACUGAUAUUUGGAAUGCAGAGGCUGGUAGUGUGGUUCCUACCACUCCAACAAUUUGGCUUCAGCAAACGGAGGAGAGAAUGUAUCUCUGUGCUUUUCAGCAUAGAAACCUUACCUUGAUCCUUCUAAUUCCUACCACUUCCAUUCUUAACAGGGAGCAAGGCAUCUCCAUGGUGAAGCAGCAAGUUCUUGAAAAUGCAUCACUAAAGAUUUUCAAAGUUGAGGAAAAAUUAUCAAAAGGAUGGGGUGGGGAGAAUGCAUAUCAUGUGAGUGGGUACCGUUAUUUACUAGUGGAUGGUGACAGAAAUGUAACUAGGGCUUCUCCACCUGCAAAAGUGACAACACUAACGAAGGAAUCUUUGGUUGCCUUAAGUAAGCUUCGAGAGGAGGUUGAUUUGGAAAAGAGUCAGGCAAAAUUGGAUGGCCCAAACUGUGAGAAGGAUUUGGAAAUAUGCAUAAGGGCAAAAAACAAUGCUUGGGUGAUUGCUCGGGUUACAAGAGGGAAGGAACUUUAUAUGGUUUUAGAGAAAGCGAACGAGACACUUCUCUAUGCCUCUGAUGCUAUUGAGAAGUUUAGUGACAGGUAUUGCAAUGGAGCUUUUUCGUUGGAUUAGGAAAAAAUGGUAAGCUUGGAAUACUUGCACUCGGUGGGAUAAUAGAAAAGGUUGUGUUUAUACACUCGACACAUGUUUUUUGUUUCAUGUCCUUGAUUGCAAUCAUUAUUGGCACACUGUAUUCGACGCACUAAAAGCCAAAACACAUGCAGUCAAUGUUGUGCCAACUUGUAUCGGAAUUUGUAUUUCCUCUUAUGAUUUUGCUCUGCACAUAUUUUAGUAUGAAAAGGAAACUGUGUAUUUGAAAAGCCAACUCCCUUUUAACAUUUCUCACAGUUAACCCAUUGAGAUCGGUUAAAUGUC